AUGGGUUUCGUUAGCAAGGCGAUCUACUUUUCUCUUCACCCAAUUCAAUUGCGGUCAAUCAUUCAAUGGAAGGUUUGGCACAACCCGCCUCAUGAGCGCAAUCCUAAGAACGAUACCGAGACACAAAAGGCAUGCUUCAAGUUCCUUGAUCUGACCAGCCGAAGCUUCAGCGCUGUCAUCAAGGAGCUCCACCCCGAGCUGCUACUUCCCGUUUGUGUCUUCUACCUUGUCCUACGUGGUCUCGACACAAUUGAGGAUGAUACGUCUAUCGAUUUGAAGACCAAGGAACCACUUCUACGCGGAUUUAAGGAUAUUCUGGAGCAAGAUGGCUGGAACUUCACCGGAAACCGGCCCGAGGAGAAAGACCGAGAACUGCUGGUUCAGUUCCAAAACGUCAUCACUGAGUUUAAGAACAUGAAGCCUGCUUACCAGGCGACUAUCAAGGAUAUCACCGACAAGAUGGGCAAUGGUAUGGCUGACUACUGCAUCAAGGCUGCAAGCGAUGAUGCUAGUGUCAAGACCAUUGAGGAAUACGAUCUUUACUGCCACUACGUUGCUGGUCUGGUUGGUGAGGGUCUGACUCGUCUGUUCGUCGAGGCCGGUUUGGCCAACCCUGCUCUCCUCAAACGCUCCCGCCUCCACAAGUCCAUGGGUCUGUUCCUGCAGAAGACCAACAUCAUCCGUGAUAUCCGAGAGGACUUCGAUGAUGAGCGACGCUUCUGGCCCCAGGAAAUUUGGUCCAAGCACGUGGACAACUUCGAGGAUCUUUUCAAGCCCGAGAACCGGGAGCUGGCCCUCAACUGCAACUCCGAAAUGAUUCUGAAUGCUUUGGAACACGUCGAGGACUGCCUCUUCUACUUGGCCGGUCUGAAGGAGCAGAGUGUGUUCAACUUCUGCGCCAUUCCCCAGGCUAUGGCCAUCGCUACGAUGGAACUGUGCUUCCGCAACUACGAUAUCUUUGAGCGCAACAUCAAGAUCACCAAGGGCGACGCCUGUGAAUUGAUGGUGCAGUCAACCCAAAACCUUCAGAUCUUGUGUAACACCUUCCGCCAGUUCGCUCGUAAGAUCCACAAGAAGAACACUCCCAAGGAUCCCAACUUCCUCAAGAUCAGCAUUGAGUGUGGCAGGAUCGAAAAGUUUAUUGAGACCAUUUUCCCAACCCAAAAGGCCGCUGAUGCCCAGCUGCAAGUCAAGGGUGAGCUUACCGCCGAACAGGCGAAGAAACGAGAGGAGGACGCCGAGAACAAGGCUGAUAUCUACUUCAUGAUGAUGCUCAUGGGUGCCGUUGUUCUCUUUGUCGCUGGUACUAUGAUGGGUGUGGCUUGGUUCUUUGGAGCCCGUUUUGAUCUGGCCUGGCAAGAGCUCACAUCUGGUAACUUCCGUCCUCCACCUCAAGUGGCUGCGAAGGCUGCUGCGAAGGCGGCUGCUUCUGUCUCUGCCUCUAUUCGCAAUGAGCUGUGA
Messenger RNA from Penicillium malachiteum, 1461 nucleotides. RefSeq names its product bifunctional farnesyl-diphosphate farnesyltransferase/squalene synthase (gene erg9). Gene Ontology annotation, molecular function: squalene synthase [NAD(P)H] activity. Bases 1 to 1461 code for a protein of 486 amino acids. Gene Ontology annotation, cellular component: endoplasmic reticulum membrane. The transcript has 4 exons. The record is from RefSeq and is a predicted model, not a curated record. Lineage: Eukaryota; Fungi; Ascomycota; Eurotiomycetes; Eurotiales; Aspergillaceae. Gene Ontology annotation, biological process: farnesyl diphosphate metabolic process; ergosterol biosynthetic process.